AGUCAAUUGGAAGCAUUGAAGAAGGAGCAAAGCUCUGCGGGAAGCGCACAAAGCGAACAACUAGCCAAAGCCCAAGCGACUAUCAAAACACUUGAAGCCGAGGUUGCCAAAUUGAAAGAGAGCAACACUUCCAGCAAUGACAAACAAGCUACAGCCUUGAAGGAAUCUCAAGCCAAAGUCAAAGAAUUAGAAUCUGAGCUGCGUCAAGCUGAGGAGGAUACAAAGGAACAAAAAGAAGCGAACAAAAGAACCCAAAUGGAACUGACCGAAAUGUUUGCCACCCUCCGUAACGAUAACGAGACAUUAAAAGCUAAAUUAGCAGAAGCUGAGAAGAACGCCAAAGAAGCCAAGCCCUCAGAAGAGCAUCAGAAGAAGAUUGAUGAGCUCGAAAAUCAAUUGAAAAACGCAAAGAGUAAUGGCGAUUCUUCUGCUGAAGUUGCAGCGAUCCAGAAAAAGAUGAAUCAGCUGGAAGAAUCACAUGCAACAGAUAUCUCAAAAUUGAUGAAAGAGCAUGACGAAGAACGUUUGAAGACUUCGGCUCGAAUUAAAGAGCUUGAAGUACUAGCCAGUCGUGUUAAGGAACUUGAACAAGAAUUGGCUGAUGCACAAUUUGCAUUGCAAGAGACUCAAAAGACAUUUGCGACGCAAUUGGCAGAAAUCGAAGAACGUGCAAAGAAUCAAGCUACACCAUCUGGCGUACCUGGAUCGGAAGGAGUUUUGGUGAGUUGAUUUAGGUAUGAGUUUGAAAGAACGAUAAACUAAUGUAGAGCAGUAAUGUUUUACAGAGUUCCCGAAGCGGCAAUCAGACAUUCAAUUCCGAAUUAGAGGAAAUGCAUUCUGCACAUA
Messenger RNA from Meira miltonrushii, 846 nucleotides. RefSeq lists its product as uncharacterized. NCBI's taxonomy places the organism in Eukaryota, Fungi, Basidiomycota, Exobasidiomycetes, Exobasidiales, Brachybasidiaceae. The coding region runs from base 256 to 729 and encodes 157 amino acids. The transcript has a single exon. The record is from RefSeq and is a predicted model, not a curated record.